AUGGACCACAUUGUCAUUGGGGAUCAACUUGUAGAACUCAACUUGAUGUUCAUCAGUUUCUCGGAAGGUCUUGCAGCUUUGUUGGGUAGGCAAAUAGGGAACCGCCGCAAACUGAAAUGUCUCGAUUUCUCCGAAUCCAGAUUCCUUCAGGAUGGUCCUUGGCUGUUUGCGCAAGGACUUGCACUCAACUGUACUCUGGAGACUGUCAACUUUGCAGACUGCAACUUGAUGGACGAGUCACUGGCACAUCUUGUCAAUGCCCUCCAUCACAAGCAGCCAUUGGCCAACUUGGAUAUUUCGUUCAACAAAUGUCGAUCUAGGGGGGUAGCGGCAUUGGCCAAUAUGAUCACGCAUAAAGAAUCGCUAAGAGAACUAUCGAUGGGGUUUCAGGCAUUCGGAGAAAGCAAACAAAUUGAGUUACAGCCACUGUUUAUUGCCUUGAGCAACUCCAAUUCCAAGUUGGUGCGUUUGGAGAUUGGGGGAAAUAGUAUUUGCGAUGAUGAUGUACCAUAUUUGAUGGACAUGUUGUGCAUAAACAGCUCUGUCAGCUCCUUGGAUUUAUCCGGGAAUCGAAUAUCUGACGCUGGUAUUCAAGUGCUGUCGGCAAGACUGAAUGAUGUCAAGGGGCUUCGCCAUCUGGCAUUGGAAGAGAACAAUAUCCAAUCUCCUUCAUUGGAGGCUAUGGCCAGAGCUUUGAAGUCCAACCUGAGCUUGUCAGAUGUGGAGCUUGACGAAAGUUUAGGUUCAAGUGACGGUGUCAACCAGGAAAGUUGGAGAAAACUUGCAUACUUUCUUGAUCUCAAUUGGGGCGGACGCCGGUUAAUAAAUGAAGAACGUGACGCUCUUCCUGGAUCACUAUGGCCCCUUAUUUUGGCACGAGCUAGUCGACCACAAGAUUUCAAUUUUGCAAGAGACGUGAAACAGCAAUGA
This is a messenger RNA of Cylindrotheca closterium, 930 nucleotides long. The record is from the annotation of a GenBank genome assembly. Lineage: Eukaryota; Bacillariophyta; Bacillariophyceae; Bacillariales; Bacillariaceae.